GAUGGCAAAUGAUGAUGUUGGUGUUUGUUGUUUCUGGUUAUUCGGUUGUAGCGCAUUCAACAUGUGCUGUUUUAUGCAUUGGUUCUGACUAGUUCUUCUCUUGCGAUUUUAUGUAUUAAACGUGCCGUGCAGUGGCACCUGUCCGCCUCAAGCACCGUAGUAUCGAAUCGAAUCCAGUACAAUCUGCAAACAAACAAAAAUGUCCAUGCUUAGUAUCAUACGAAGUGCGCGUAAGUUGAUACCGGUUAUUGGAUGCCAAGUGAACGUAAACAUAGUGCAGCAAUGCGGAUACAAAAAGCAUGUUCCCGAAGUUUUAAAAGAAAUGAAAUCGCGGCGGAAGAAAGUGGGUCCGGAGCCACUUCGUCACCGGUCAGUGUGGUUGGACUGGAACUACGACACUGAACUCUAUGCCUUUGCUAAUCGUCUAGGCGAGAAAUGGAACGCCGAGACACUUCGAAAGGCCUUUAUUGAACAGUCCUAUCUGGAACAAGAGGAAAAACGGAGGCAAGAACUGGGGAUCUCUAGUGAACAGUCUUCUGUUGCUCUAACCCCAAACACACAGCUUUCACGUGCCGGCGAAGACCAGUGCCACAGAUACAUAACAUCGUAUCUCGCACAAACUCUUCCAAAAGUGCCGAAGGAGUGCAUCGAAUCUGUGUGUAAUUAUCUUAUGUCUGAUGAUGUCCUAUCUCAUGUAUCCAAAAACAUCGGUACUGCGGAUCUGAUAAUGUGUGCGGACUUCCCGCCUGAAAAAUCGACGCUGUCCAACGUCCUCAAAGCAUUAAUCGGGUGUUUAAUUGAAGACUGCGGCUCCAGGCAAGCGGAUCUGUUCAUACAAGACUUCCUUCUCACACAGUUGGUGGGAAAAGACAUCUUCGAGCUAUGGGAAAUACCAUAUCCCGAACAAACCUUAGCAUCGAUACUUCAUGAACAGGGAAGAGAACCUGCAGAACCGAGGUUGCUUUGGGAAGCGGGUCGUAACACCUUGGAAGCGGGCUAUAAUGUUGCCCUGUACAGCAACAAGAAGCUCAUUGGUGCUAGUGUGGGAGAAACAUUGGAAAUAGCGCAGGAGAUGGCAUCCAGGGAUGCCUUGAGAAGAAUGUACGGGCUGGUUGGGAAUAUGCAAAACUUUCCGUUUGGAAAAAUGGGACGGCAAGUUCAGAUCUCCGCACAGCCAGAGCUGGCGGCCACGGCUUCUAAGGCAGCGUGAAUGCUUGUGGCUCUUUGCUGACUGUGUAUAAUAGUGUACAAUUAGAUUAGCUGAAAUAAAAGUUACGUUAACCAGCA
Ornithodoros turicata is the source of this 1287-nucleotide messenger RNA. RefSeq names its product large ribosomal subunit protein mL44-like (gene mRpL44). NCBI's taxonomy places the organism in Eukaryota, Metazoa, Arthropoda, Arachnida, Ixodida, Argasidae. Bases 200 to 1210 code for a protein of 336 amino acids. The transcript has a single exon. Gene Ontology annotation, molecular function: double-stranded RNA binding; ribonuclease III activity. The record is from RefSeq and is a predicted model, not a curated record. Gene Ontology annotation, biological process: RNA processing.